Molecule: messenger RNA, 7163 nt
Organism: Epinephelus moara (kelp grouper)
Lineage: Eukaryota; Metazoa; Chordata; Actinopteri; Perciformes; Serranidae
Product: solute carrier family 12 member 6-like
Exons: 26
Coding region: 1344-4859 (1171 amino acids)
Biological process (GO): potassium ion import across plasma membrane; chloride ion homeostasis; potassium ion homeostasis
Cellular component (GO): membrane
Molecular function (GO): potassium:chloride symporter activity
Source: RefSeq, a predicted model, not a curated record
GGUUUGACAUUUUUCAGUGGGCGGUUUGUCGCUGUCAGUGAAAUAGCUGGAGGUCCGCGGAGUUUAUCAGCCGCAUGGCUAGCCUCUGGCUAACGUUAGCUUCGGCUAGCUGUACCGACUGGAGCGAAGCGCCCGAGACCACCUCACCCUACACAACCCCCGGGUACCUACAGCUACCCAAGUGAUGGCUCAGCGCCUGGCUUGCCGCUAUCCAUUACGUGACGCUUUAUUAGCACGGAAACCACAACUUGACUAAUAACAGGCUAAUUACUCCACCAGUUUACCCCAUAUCAACUGCGCGACUCUGUGAUUUUAGCCGGUUUCAAAUGCGUUUCUGAGCUGAACCCUGAAACCGCAGCUCCAGACAGAUGCCGCAUUCCCUCUCACGUGAAAAUGCUCCACGCUCAAGUCGACACAUCUACUCACAAUUUGAUUAUAACGACAACAACGUCAGCUCCUGUGCCUGUAUUGAUAUCGGGAGGUGUUUACUGACCGGUUCAAGCCAGAAUUAUUAUGGCUAGCUUAAUUGGCUUACAGUGGCAACUGAGUGGCAGUUAGCAAGCGGGGAUCACUAUCAGCGGGGCUUUGCUUAAGUUGCUGCUCGGGACUAAUUAAGGGGAUGUUUAUCCUAAUUAAUGAAGGCGUGUUUGGCUAUAUGUGUGUCCCUCUGGGUCAUAUUGAUUACAGCUGAAUUAACGUGACUACUCGUGACAGCAUUGGCAGCUAGAAAGACAUUUUUAUCUCCAAGGUGCAUGCCAGACAGAUUUUAGGCACAGAGGGAGCCGAGCUUGCUGCUAUCCUGAGCCGUAGUCCUCAUCCGCAGGAAUCAAGAAUCACUGUAGGGAGAGAAGAUACUGUACAAAGCGCAGAAACACUAUUUCAUAUCUGUUUAAUUGGAAGAAGGGAAAAAUUUCAACUCUUUGUGUUUGAGUACUUAUCAUCUCUGAUAGCUGCUUUGAGCUGGUACGCUACACAUUCACACAUUUAAGGAAGCUGUACUUCUGUGUCACUCAGUAAUCCACUACAUUUUAAACACUAUCAGAAAGACACUCGUAGACACAGAACGAGACCUGUUGCAGAUCUUCUUUCACAUGCCUGGUGGCAGCCGACCACUUUGCUCCAAUGGAGAAUCGCAGCAGCAAAAGAACAAAUUGUAGAGGCCGCCGUUACCUCAGCAUCACCUGGGAGAUAGCCUAGCCUAGCCUAGCCUAGCUCAGCUCAGCUCAGCUCAGGUCAGCACAGCCCCGCCAGCUCGUCCUUGACUCCUCAACCCCAUCCUUCUCCUCCUGCGUCCCACGCAACACCCCCCUCUUCCCUCUCUGCUUUUUUCCAAGUGAGUUGCCAUGGCAUCGGUGCGCUUCACAGUGACGCCCACUAAGGCAGAGGACCUCCCGGGGCUGUCCGACACAUCGCCUGACAUCAGCUCCCGCUCCGGUGCCCGCGUGCGCUUCGGCUCCAGGGAAAGCGUCAAUCGAAGUGACCCGCUCAGUGAGGCGUCUGGAGGCUGGACGACAACUGCGGGAGGAGCGGAAACGCCGGACCACAGCACUGUGGAUCAAGGUGACGGAAAUUCCAAAAUCUCCAGUGUGUACAUCAACAACACUCACGGGGUGGACGACGAUGACUUCUACGACAGAAACUUGGCCUUAUUUGAGGAGGAGAUGGACACUCGGCCAAAGGUGUCUUCUCUGCUUAAUCGCCUGGCCAACUACACCAACCUGACGCAGGGGGCCAAGGAACACGAAGAGGCUGAAAGCAUCGGCGAGAAGAAGAAACCUGGCAAGUCACCACAGAUGGGGACGUUUAUGGGAGUCUACCUGCCCUGCCUGCAGAACAUCUUCGGCGUCAUUUUGUUCCUGAGGUUGACCUGGGUGGUGGGAACUGCUGGGGUGCUGCAGGGCCUCUGUAUUGUCUUCAUAUGCUGCUGCUGUACGUUGUUGACGGCAAUAUCGAUGAGUGCAAUCGCCACUAAUGGAGUUGUACCAGCGGGAGGCGCCUACUUCAUGAUCAGUCGCUCUCUGGGUCCGGAGUUUGGGGGGGCGGUGGGCCUGUGUUUCUACUUGGGCACCACCUUCGCCGGAGCCAUGUACAUCCUGGGAGCCAUCGAGAUCCUUCUGAUGUACAUAGCACCUAAGGCAGCCAUUUUCGAGUCCAAGCACCCUGAAGGCGAAGGCGCAGCCAUGUUGAACAACAUGCGGGUCUACGGCUCCAUCUGUCUCCUCCUGAUGUCCCUGUUGGUCUUUGUGGGCGUGAAGUACGUCAACAAACUGGCCUCCAUCUUCUUGGCCUGCGUCAUCGUCUCCAUCAUCUCCAUCUACGUCGGAGCGCUGGUCUCCGCCUUCAAACCGCCACAUUUCCCUGUGUGCAUGCUGGGAAACAGAACGAUCAGCGGCCAUGAAAUUGAUGACAACCAGUGUGCGAAAACCGUCCUGCUGCAGAUCAAAGAGCCAGUGGAGAGAGCUGACGAGAACUUCACAACUGUUAGUGAAAACAGCACUGUGGGUCCGACUGUGGGUCCGACCUUUGACCCCAGCCCUGCUCCUGAUCUGGUCGAGAAGACCACAUAUCUCUGGAAGCAUUUUUGCCAGGGCCCUGAACUCAACGCUACCUGUGACGAUUACUUCAAUUCCAACAAUUUUACAGAGAUCGAAGGGAUCCCCGGAAUGGCCAGUGGGAUCAUUUCAGAGAACCUGUGGAGCUUGUACCCCAGCAAAGGGGACGUGGUGGAGAAAAGCUCCCUCAGCUCCUCUCAUGAUGCACAUCCGGCCACCACUCAGCGGCCUUACGUGUUUGCUGACAUCACCACCUCCUUCACACUGCUGGUGGGCAUCUUCUUCCCCUCUGUCACAGGAAUCAUGGCUGGUUCCAACCGGUCGGGGGAUCUGAAAGAUGCCCAGCGCUCCAUCCCCAUCGGCACCAUUCUCGCCAUCCUCACCACCUCCAUCGUCUAUCUGACUAGCGUUAUCUUGUUUGGAGCCUGCAUUGACGGGGUGGUCCUCAGAGACAAGUUUGGAGACUCAGUUAAAGGGAACCUGGUGGUGGGGACUCUGGCGUGGCCGACCCCUUGGGUCAUUGUGAUUGGCUCUUUCUUCUCAACAUGUGGCGCAGGCCUCCAGUCGCUAACAGGCGCUCCCCGACUCCUGCAAGCCAUCGCCAAGGACAACAUCAUCCCCUUCCUUCGGGUGUUUGGCCAUGGGAAGGCUAAUGGGGAGCCCACCUGGGCCCUGCUGCUGACGGCCCUGAUAGCUGAGCUGGGGAUUCUCAUCGCCUCCCUGGACCUGGUGGCUCCCAUCCUUACAAUGUUCUUCCUGAUGUGCUAUCUGUUUGUGAACCUGGCCUGUGGUCUCCAGACCCUCCUGAGGACUCCCAACUGGAGGCCGCGUUUUUCCUAUUACCACUGGACUUUGUCGUUUUUGGGGAUGACUAUCUGCCUGGCGCUCAUGUUCAUAUCCUCCUGGUACUACGCAAUUGUUGCCAUGGUGAUCGCCGGCAUGAUCUACAAGUACAUAGAGUACCACGGAGCGGAGAAGGAGUGGGGGGAUGGGAUCCGCGGUCUCUCGCUCAGCGCUGCCCGAUAUGCCCUCCUGAGGUUGGAAGAGGGACCACCGCACACCAAGAACUGGAGGCCCCAGGUGUUGGUCUUACUCAAACUGGACGAGGACGCCCACGUCAAAUCUCCUCGCCUGCUGACGUUUGCCAGCCAGCUGAAGGCGGGAAAGGGCCUGACCAUCGUUGGCACGGUCGUCUCCGGCAACUUCCUACAAAGCUACGGCGAGGCCCUCGCUGCCGAACAGACUCUGAAGCAUCUGAUGGAUAAGGAGCGCGUGAAGGGCUUCUGUCAGUGUAUCGUGGCUCAGAAGCCGCGUGAAGGUAUCAGCCACAUGAUCCAGUCCAGCGGCCUGGGAGGAAUGAGGCCCAACACGGUGGUGAUGGGCUGGCCUCAUGCCUGGAGGCAGAGCGAGGACCCACAGUCCUGGAAGACCUUCAUCAACACAGUGCGGGUGACCACGGCAGCCCACUUGGCCCUGCUGGUCCCCAAAAACAUCUCUCUGUUCCCCAGCAACAGCGAGCCCUGCGCAGAGGGCUACAUUGACGUCUGGUGGAUCGUCCAUGAUGGGGGGAUGCUGAUGCUGCUGCCCUUCCUGCUGCGCCAACACAAGGUGUGGCGCAAGUGUGGGAUGCGAAUCUUCACAGUGGCCCAGAUGGAGGAUAACUCCAUCCAGAUGAAAAAGGAUCUGGCAACCUUCCUUUAUCACCUGCGCAUUGAGGCUGAGGUGGAAGUCGUCGAGAUGCAUGACAGCGACAUCAGUGCAUACACCUAUGAAAGGACCCUGAUGAUGGAGCAGAGGUCUCAGAUGCUCAGACAGAUGCGACUGUCUAAAUCAGACCGGGAAAAAGAGGCCCAGCUGGUGAAAGACCGGAACUCCAUGCUGCGGCUGACGAGCAUCGGAUCGGACGAUGACGAUGACACAGACGGCGGGGAGCGCGAAAGGGCGACGAGCGCCGGCGGCAGCACCGAGCAUCAUCGGAGAGUUCAGAUGACCUGGACCAAAGAGAAGACCUCGCAGUACAGAGCCACGCACUCUGGUUGCUCCACACCGGAGGGCUUCAGAGACAUGCUCAGCAUCAGACCGGACCACUCCAACGUCAGGCGCAUGCACACCGCUGUGAAGCUCAACGAAGUCAUAGUCAACAAAUCCCACGAUGCCCGGCUUGUCCUGCUCAAUAUGCCGGGACCACCCAAGAACACGGACGGAGACGAGAACUACAUGGAGUUCCUCGAGGUCCUAACAGAAGGUUUGGAGCGCGUCCUGUUGGUCAGAGGUGGAGGAAGUGAAGUCAUCACUAUCUAUUCCUGAUUGGACAAAAUGGAGGAAGCCAGCGUUAAAGACGCAGCCAGUCCCACAGGAGUGAGCGAAGGGAGACGGUGGGGGCCUAUGUGCUCUUAGGGGGGGCGUUUGCCCCAAGAGGAGAGACUGUCAUUGGCUGCAGCGUCAGCCGUCACGCCCAACACCUCCCCCACUCCUCAGCCCUUUUACUUUCAUCUUUCAGGGUUUCCAUUCCACUUAUGUCAAGCUACAGAAAUGCCAACACAAUUCCACGAACGAGCAAAAAAAUAAGAGUGAUCAGCUGUGUGUGUGUGUGCGCGCGCAUGUGUGUAUGUGUGAAAGUCAUCCACCUGAGGGAGGGUUGGUUUGUCGGAGAAGGGGACCAGUGUUGUUUCAGGUGCGUUCGGGCUGGUGGACCAGCGAAUGAGAGGAAAUGUGAAGCGUCCCAGAAACGGAGCAGUCGUUCCACUGACGAGACUCAGGGUUGCUUUUUGUACAGAAUGUAUUUUGGAAGCGGAUGUGAGUGCUGAGAGGAGGCUGAAUGUCUGACUGGUGUGUUUUUUGUUGUUGUUUUUUUUCUCCUUGUGAAGUUUACUACAAUGCUACAUCAAAACUGGAAACGUAAUUCUGCAUCAAAUGAAGUGAGGAGCCUUUAGUUUUAUACCUGCUUAACGGUUCAUUUAAGGAAAAUCAGUGUCCGUCUGUGCCGUCUCCUCACUAGAAACUGUAACGUUUUUAGGGGAUACAGGGAAAAUGGUUAUCAUUUAAUUACAUAUCAUUAGUGGCCUCCUUUCUUUGCGUAUCCACCAUAUACAGCCGUAUAUGCACAGACCUCAGAAUUUGUUUUAUUCAAAGUGAAGCUCAAAGUGGAGACUGAAUUAUGUUUUAAUUCUUGUGUGUUGGUCUGAACUUGCUGCUCUUUCUCAGAAUCUGUUCUCUUGUAUGGAAGCCCAUUUUUGCCAUGAAAAGUAAAAAAAAUCUAAACAAAAUGUUGGUCAUGACGGAAAUAAAAAUGUUUUUAUUUGUUUAGUUUUAUUUGGUAUCUCUUAAUGUUCAGUCAUCAAAAGUUGGACUAUAAAUCUGGCUUCCAAAGUAGGAAUUAUGAAAUAAAAUAGUCAAGAAAAAAACUUAAAAUGACAAAAAUUUGAUAUAAAAACUAAAAUUUGAGAUUAAAAAAGGCAAAUUUGAGGGAAAAAAGAAAAUUUGAGAUUUAAAAAAAGCUUUCUCAUAAAACAACAAAUUUGAGAUUAAAAAAAGGGGCAAAUUUGAGAUUUAAAUAAGACAAAUUUUAAAAAUAUUUUUGAAAAGGAUUUUUAUUUAGAUUUUUAAAUAUUAACUUAAAUUUCUGAGAUACAAACGCAAAUUGGAUUUUAAAACUAUUUUUUAGAUAAAAUGACACAAUGAAAGAAAAUUUCCAAAUUUUUGGAAAAAAAAAAAAAAAGUCCAGUUAAUGAGAUAAUAAGUAUGACUUUUUUCAAUCUCAUAUUCUGACUCUGUCACUCUGUCUUUUUGCCUUUCUUAGUAAAAAUGGGCUCCUAUACACCUGUGACAUCAUCUCAUGAAAACAAAUUUACAGAUUUACCAAGUGACAUAUCUUUGUCUGCAAAACAGUCAACGUUUAGCAGUGUGCUCUGCUGUUAAUGGUGUCAACUGUGCGAUGGACAUUAGGACUCCAUUACUUAUAUCAAGAGAGGAACGAGACGUCUUUAUACUACACAUUUAUGGAUUUGUGAUGUCGGCCAAGACCCCAGGAAAACCAAAAUUAAACCAACGAUAAGAAAACUAUCGGUCUUCUCUGAGUCACGCUAUAAACUGGCCCACGUCGGACUGCAUGUGUCAUGUUCGUGUGUUUGAGUAAAUGAUGGCAGCGUCGUCGUGGUUGUUGUGAAGGCCUCGGAAAGAGAAGAAAGAAACAGUAUUUUUGACACACUGGAUCAUCGUGGGGAGAACCACUGCACUGCAUGCUGUCAAAAUGUCACCGUCACCUGGAGAGAAGUGUGUGUGUGCAUGAAUGAUUUAGUCUGUUAUUGUGUUUUCAUCUCUUCAACUGAGAAUAUUGGCUGCGCUGUGUAGUGUGAGCUUGUGCCCUGAAACUCUCCACCUCACCAUUCACCUAAACUAACCUGCGGACAUCAUGUGUAUGUCUGAAAGUGUGUGUGUGUGUGUGUGUGUGUGUGUGUGUGUGUGUGAACAUGAGCUUGUUGCUGAAGUAAGGAGCUGUAAACUAGAGGUGUUUGAUUCCACUCUAAUGCUUUUUGUUCUCUUUCAUUUUUUUACAGUGUUAUCGUGCAGGGAUUCUUUUACGUUCAUUGUUAUUUCCUAAACUUUUUUUUU